Silurus meridionalis is the source of this 2411-nucleotide messenger RNA. It is a transcript of the gene tram1, whose product is annotated as translocation associated membrane protein 1. The record is from RefSeq and is a predicted model, not a curated record. The transcript is spliced from 11 exons. NCBI's taxonomy places the organism in Eukaryota, Metazoa, Chordata, Actinopteri, Siluriformes, Siluridae. Gene Ontology annotation, cellular component: endoplasmic reticulum membrane. Gene Ontology annotation, biological process: protein insertion into ER membrane; SRP-dependent cotranslational protein targeting to membrane, translocation. Bases 123 to 1235 code for a protein of 370 amino acids.
CAGAAGAAAAAAAAAAGAGAAGGAGCUUGGAUAGAGAAGUGGCUUUAGUGCUGUUGGUGGGACUGUGAGGUUCGGUUCUGUCUCUGUGUCCGAAAUUGGCCAGGAAAAGUUUCUCCAGCAUCAUGGGAAUCAGAAAGAAGAACAACAAAACUCCUCCAGUCCUGAGCCAUGAGUUCAUCAUUCAGAACCAUGCAGAUAUCGUGUCGUGUGUGGCCAUGCUCUUCCUGCUGGGACUCAUGUUCGAGAUCACGUCAAAGAUUGCGGUUUUGUUCAUAACGGUGCAAUACAACGUCACGAUAACAGCAAAUGAAGGUGCCGAGGAGACGCCAGUGAAUUAUUUCCACAACGGCCUGAAGGAUGUGGCCACCAUCUUCUUCUACAUGCUGGUGGCCAUCAUCAUGCAUGCCAUAAUCCAGGAGUACGUCCUCGAUAAAAUCAACAGGAAGAUGCACUUCUCCAAAACCAAACACAGCAAGUUCAAUGAGUCGGGCCAGCUCAGCACUUUCUAUAUGUUCUCAUGCUUGUGGGGAACCAGCAUUCUGGUUUCUGAGAACAUCCUGUCGAACCCGGUCAGUCUGUGGGAAGGCUACCCGCACACGUUAAUGCCGUUCCAGAUGAAGUUUUACUACAUCUGUCAGCUUGGUUACUGGUUCCAUUCUCUUCCUGAACUCUACUUCCAAAAGAUUAAGAAAGAGGACAUUCCUCGUCAGCUGGUUUACAUCACUCUGUAUACGGUGCACAUCGCGGGCGCUUACAUCCUCAAUCUGAACCGUCUCGGAGUGCUGCUGCUCGUGCUCCAUUAUUCCGUCGAGUUGCUCUUCCACGUGUCUCGUAUCAUUUACUUCAGUAACGAAGAGCGACAAGCAGGGUUCUCAUUGUGGGCCGUCCUGUUCGUCUUGGCCCGCUUGUUAACUCUGUCUCUCUCCGUCCUCACUGUGGGGUUCGGUUUGGCUGGAACUGAACGUCAGGGCCUCGACCUGGCCGAGGGAAACUACAACGUGCUGUUUGUGAGAGUGACCGUCCUGGCUGCGAUCUGCCUCACUCAGGCCUUCAUGAUGUGGAAAUUUAUCAACUUCCAGCUGCGGCGGUGGAGAGAACAUGCUCAGACCUCAGUGUCCUCAAAGAAAAAGUCUUCCUCCUCGAAGGGCAAGUCCAAGAAAGCCAACGGCGUGAACGGAUCGCUGAGUGCCAACGGAGCGGAUUCUCCCAGAGCCAGGAAGGACAAAUCAUCCUAAACCGAUCCUGCUGUUCAUUUCUUCUCCCCUCAUUGCCCCCCCUCUCCCUCUCUCUCUCCCGCUUGAUCAUUCCCAGCUAUGCGCUUCGGUCCCUUUUUGUUUGUUUGUUUGUUUGUUUUUUUAUUGAAUUGCAUUGCAUUUUCCAGUUCUUACGCACCUGAUUACACUCACCAGUAUGCAUGUGCCAAUAUUUUCAUAUCUCUAUACAUUGCUGGAACAUUUCCUCCACGAGAGGACUUGCCUUCUUUUCAACAAAUCUUGAAAGACCUUUUUUUUUUUUUUUGUGCUUCUUUACAAACAAUGGAUUUGUAUAUCGUGUCAGUAAUGCUGCCUAUUUUUCACAACUGUAAUAUAUAGAUGUAUUUUAUAAGCCAUUAAGGGCACAUGCCUGCUCGUCAGGAAAUCGGUGUGCUAAAUCCGCAUGCUGAUAGCUGGGAAAAGUGCUGUGCACAGGCUCAGGAACUGCCCUAUAGUCUUUUGGGCACAGUAGGAAAGUUACUUUAUAAAUGAUAAUAAAAAAAAAAAAAACUGCCCUUUAUAAAGGUGGGUGCUGAAUACUGUAUUGCACAGAGCUGUCUGUUCAUCACAGGAAGUGGGCUUUUUUUUUUUUUUUUUUCUUCUUCAUUCCCAAUUGUCUGACUAAAAGGGGCCAAAAGCUGCACGUUUUAAGCAGCAUUUUGCAUUUCCCAGGAUUCAUCUGUGCCAACACAUCAAGUGCCUGACUAUACCAAAUUUGUACAAACAUUUCAACAGGUAAAAUAAUUAUUAAAAAAUUAUAUAGAAAGCAGUGUGUAUUGUGUUCAAAGGUGCGGGUUGUCUGUCAAGAUAUCAAAGCCAACUAUUUGUGUGUGUGUGUGUGUGUGUGUGUGUGUGUGUGUCCAUUCUUUGUUUGCGUUUGCUCAUUUGUCCUGACCGCAGUAGUACCAUUUUUAGAAAGUUAAUUUAAUUAGAUACCUUAAGUCCUUAUUAGCACUGCAGUGCUUGCAUAGAUGAAGAAAGAAAUGUGUUUUGGAUUUAGAAAAAAAAUCAUUUGCCUUGCUUUUUUUUUUUUGGUUCCACCCAUGUGAUGAAACACCCAGGUAUAUUGUAGUGUGCCUUUCCACCAUCAUUUUCUUAAAAAAUUAUUUUGUUCUAUAAAAGAAACCAAACAAUCAAUAAAAUACAAUAGAAACUGUU